AUGUCAACAACCGCUACCUCCCUGGUUCCCUCUCCUUCUAUGAGGCCUAGCUACAGGCCUAGCUACAACGCCGCUCUUCAAACCACACAGAAGGCCGCGUCGCAAGCGUCGAGAACAGUCACAAGUGCCCCUAGCAAUGUCGUUGGAAAACCACAGAAUCUCAGCCUGUCUCUUUCGAAGUCUUCGCCCAAACCCACCGAGUUUCCUACUCCUCCAUCCACUCCAGGAAGGUUUAGACACCCGAAGACAACAGAGAUAUUGAGGCGGAAUGCUGCCACAGCACUUACGGACAGGAGUGUCAAGGGCGCCGUGACCAAUGCUGCUGCCUUGCUUCUCACAUUCAUCUUCAGCGAUGUCUACUACAGCAGUGUUCCUCCUCUGCUCAAAUCCAGCGGCAUCGCCGACCCCUCCCAAGUCUCCCAGACCGCCCUCCUCAUCAUCCGCCUUCUAUUUUGCCUAAACAUAAUCCUUCUACUCCGGCCUGUCAUGCCCUACAUCUCCAAGAAAGACCAAAUCACAGACAUCCCCUUGACACCAUCUCAACGGUCACUCCUAGGUCUGAAACCGUCCGCCCCUCCAGGUCAGAGUCCAGCUGGCUCGGCGGCUAGCUACAUUACUCCUCCGCGCUAUCGACGUCUUUCUGGCUCCUCCUUCGGCGGGAGUCCCACAACGAGCCCUCAAGUCGGUUACCCUUCCGCCUCCACCGAUCGUCGCAGCAUAUCUGCCAACUACUCUUCAUCGCCUCUGUCCACAUCCCGCUAUACCAUCGGCUUCUCCCCCACGCCCUCGCAAUCCCUCCGUCGCACGGCCUCUGGUUCGACAUUUUCCCCUUCUCCGACUGCAAGCCCUCUAUUCCACAAAGCCGUGAGCCAGAAUCAAUCCUCACAAAUCCCAGACAGCGACUUUAGCGGGAGUACUCCUUCCCCAUUUGGAGCCAUCAUUGGUGGUGGUGGUGCUGCAGGCCUUAGUCGAUCACAGAGUAUGCGUGAAAGAAGAUCAAGACGGGAGAGCUUAGAACCGAGUUCACCGUCCCCCGCCAGAGCUUCACAGGCCGUGUCAGGGUUGAAUUAUAAAUGGUUAUACGACAAGGGCAGGAAAUUACCCAAGAGCGAUUCUUUCGGCGGCUUCUGA
Molecule: messenger RNA, 1131 nt
Organism: Cladophialophora psammophila CBS 110553
Lineage: Eukaryota; Fungi; Ascomycota; Eurotiomycetes; Chaetothyriales; Herpotrichiellaceae
Exons: 2
Coding region: 1-1131 (376 amino acids)
Biological process (GO): protein import into nucleus; spindle pole body duplication
Cellular component (GO): nuclear outer membrane; nuclear pore transmembrane ring
Source: RefSeq, a predicted model, not a curated record